GUCCGCUACAGCUUCCUACCUGGAGGCAUUAGUGAUCCACUGCUACCAGAUGGAGAAGCAUGUUAAGCGAAAGCUUCUUCUUACUCGUCCAGAACCAUCUGAAAACAUUCGAAACCAUUUCCAUAAGGAAAAGGGAAAUCUGAGAAAACUGGAUUUAAUUUGGCGAAAAGUUCAAAGCCUUGCGUUGACGUUAACUUGUUCACGGUCAUAAUAAGCCCGUAGUCUGGAAAUGCGGGAACGCUCGAAGCGUAUUAAGUUGAGUGACAAUGGACCCAUGAAACAGGAUUCUAACCACAGGAGUGAUCGAUUCAAGUCUAUUGGAUCUGAUAUUUCAGUUUUGGUGAAUUUUGUUGAGUCUAUAACUGAUGAGGAUGUAGAUGAAUUUGUUGUUAAUGUCGUUGCUGGAGGAGAUGUUGUUCAGAUACUCAAAUUUCUGGAUACCGGUCAAGAUCGGAAGACAGGAGAGCUUCUUGCAGUCUUCAAAGCACUCUACAUUAUUAUCUUGAAAACUUCUCGCGAGUUAAGCACUCGUUUUCCUAAUGUUGCUAGAGAGCUUGCCGAGGGAUUCCUUGAAGACUCUCGCUUCUCAUUAUGCCUCAAUACAAUGAGAAAGUCUCAGAAUGCGGAAAUCUUAAAAACAUCUCUCCAACUUUUAGCAUCUGUCGUGACAGUCAGUGAAGAUUUAGCUCGGGCCGUCUUGCGAUAUAUUGAUUUUGAUAGCGCGACGAUGAAGAAAUGUUCUCAGAGAAGAAAUCUUGUCGAUAAGUGUGACGUCCGGACGUGCUUCAUAAAUUUCUUGGCUUCUUUUGUUUAUUUAGACAACAAUUUUGUUUUGAGAGAAUUAAUUGACAAGAAAGGUGCUCUGGAUCUACUUAUUGGUGAGUCUUUUGUGGACAAAUAUUCAAACGUAAUUCUAAUCUUAUGCGUCCUUAAGAAAGUAGUUGAAAACAGUUCGGUCAGCAAAACACAGCGGAUACGUGUAUUCAAUCGACAUUGUCUUCAAAAGUUAACAUCUCUGUAUCAGUGGAGGGGGGAGGGUAAGACUGUUGAUGAAGUACUGAGAAAAGAUAAUGCUGAGGUGAAUGAACAUGAGCUGGUGUCGAUUAGAGACACCUUACACAAGCUCCUCACUCAUCUCUUUACAUCUAGUCGGUGUGGGCUGGUGUUUUCGAAUAAGUUUGACGUUAACGUUCAGUACAAUCGUUUAAUACUACAAUGCCUGACGUCCUCUCAGAUGGAAGAUGCAUAUACGGAUCCCUUACGUACGGAACUAGUUGUCGUAGCGCUAUGUAAAUGUCCAGAUUUAUUCCCACAUUACCUCGAUCACUUGGCUCCUAGUUUAUAUCCACGUGAUUCACCUAGUUGGUUCUGUUUAAUCGAAUUUGUUUUUCAUAUCUACAAAUCGAUUAGCAGAUAUAUCGUUCAGUUCACCAUAGCUGCACUGACUCAUUCACUGACGAUUGAAGUAUUAGCUGUUUCCAUAGCAAAGUUUUGUGUCUUGUCACCAAAAAUGAUUGAUCCUAUCAGAAUAGCUCUACAGUAUGAUAAAUCAUCCGAUGUUAAAAAUAAGGCUACUGAACUUAUGAGAUACUUGAAACAACUGUUAAAAAUCCCGUUAACAUGGCUUUCACUGAACCAGCUACCAAGUGCAAUGAACUUUACAUCGGACCAGUUAAAAAUGAAGAUUGAAUUGUUUAUUCGUGAACGUAUACCUGAUUCCAAAUGGUUAAUUCACUUUCAAAAGCUAUUUAAAAAGAAUUUAAACGACACUAACUUGUUGAUAGAUCAAGUUGUAUCUUCUACCAGUCAAAGUGAACCAGAGGUUUUUGAAGAGUCAAUCAAAAUAGAAGAUAUGGUGAACUCGAUUGAACAAUCUCUAAAUGAUCUCCCAGAAAAUAUAAGAAAUGUAUUUAAAAAUAUUGAAAAAUCUAUUUCUGGAGAUUGUAAUAAUCUAUCUGCGGACGUCAUUGAUACUAUCAAUGAAUUACCAGGAAUAACUAAGUCAUGCUUCAAAUAUUAUUCAAAUUAUCCAGUAGUAUAUCAAUACUUGUCGAAAUUUAUACAUUUUCUGUAUAAUAAUACAUCAUUAAUUGUAUCGUACAAACCGAAAAUAUUUUUCAAAUCACUUUUAAAAUAUGUUAAUUUGACAACAGUACUAUUCACAAAUGUUACAUUGCAACAACAAUCAACGAAUGCGAAGAUUCCAACUAUUUUAGAUGAAUAUUUAUUAAAAGAAUAUUUAUUCAAGUUUCUAUUAGAGAUAGCUUCUAUUGCACCGAAAGUUGUUUAUAGACAUAUUCCAGUUUUAUGGUUAUUAAGCGUAUAUAAUGCUACAAUGAGUUCACUUGAUCAAACUAUUCUCAAAUUGAUUUAUCUUAUGGAAAAAUUUUCACCAGGAUCAUUAACUCAGUUCAGGUAUAUUGUUUGGGGUUCAACUCUAUGUAAACAUUAUCAAUUUGAUUCACAAAAUAACAUCUUAAAUCAUCCAACUUUAUUACAUCAACCGAAUGUAAAUACAUUGUUUAAUGUAUUAGACGAUAAUCAAUUGUUAGAUUCAGCGUAUAAUUUCCCUUUAUAUCGGAAAUGGUUUACUAUUUCAAAUUCGUAUGUCAAUGAUUCAAAGAUUGUCGAAAUUAAUUGUACAUAUGAUCCAUGCUUCAUUCUACAUGUGUUAUAUUACUAUCUUCAAUGUUUUUCAGAAGAUUGCGAACAAAGUAAUUCGAAUGUUGUCAAACCUGUUCAAUUUCUGAAAAUGUUUUAUGUAAAAAAUUGUUUGUGUUAUGCUGUGGCUGGAUUAUCGAGUUACUCGAAACAUAUGCGAAAUAUGGCUAAAACAAUUAUCGGGAUAUAUCGAAAAUUGUUGAGUUUAUAUAUCUCUGGCAAUCCAACAACCUCUAAUAAUUUUGAUCAUUCAGAAAGACGAAUUAAUCAAUCUUUUAAGCAUUUUCCUGAAGGCCAACAAAUUGCCUUUGUUCUUGAUACAUUACGCAAUAGUUUAUCACAUGGUGGUGGGUCUGUUUUCGGUGGUGGAAGUCGUAAAGCUAAAUCAUUCCAUAUAUCCAUUGAUUCAGGUGGACGUUUAACAAAAAUUCAUGCAAAUUUCUUUAUCAGAGUUUUAAAAAUACUCAGUCAACCAGAAAAUCAUAUGUUUCAGCCUAUUUGGAAUUGUUUACUGGCAAAACCUGCAAUAGAUUUAAGAUAUGUACCGGAAUUUUUAAGAUUAUUCUUUUCAACAAAUAAUAAGUUCACUAUUGAACGUCAAUGGAUUUGUCGAUUGUGUGUUGAUAGUUUGGGUGAUCCGGCAGACUAUUUAGUGAUGGAAAAUUCUUUAGUAUUCAAACACAUUUUGUGUGCUUAUUCAUUACCUUCAGCUGAUAUGAGUUUCAAGUUCUCAGUUUUACGGUUACUUGUAAACGCUACAAAGCACAAUAGAAUUGUACACGCACUUAUAAGAUUUCAUGCAAUCUUACUUUGGCUUUCACGUUAUGCAACAGCUUCAGUCAGGUGAAUCUUCUCGAUUGGAUUUUUAAAACAAUUUUUGUGUUAUUUUUAGUAGAUAUAUUUUAUAUAAGAACUCUCGUCUAAAUUAGAGCGAAUAGUUUCACAGUAUUUGAGCGCCGAGUUGAUGUAAGACAUUAAAUAGGAAUAAUAUAUUUGUAAAAUCUCAGCGAAUGAAUUUGUAGUAAAUCCAACGUUUCGCCUGGCAAUCUGGUCCAAGCUUUUUCAAGGAAUUAUAAUCAAACAUCAAAAUUAUCGAAUAUAAAUAGGUACAUGGUUCUCCGAGUUCAUUAUACACUGAAUAGGUCAUCCAAUCAACGUUAACAAAAAGUCUAAACUAGGUAUGUUUAAGAGAUAUGUGAUGUGUAGUGAAGAGUGUUCAUAUAACAUAAUUGUAUAGAAAAACGUAAGAGGUGAGGGGAGAAAAUUACAUUCACCUUCAUAUAUUGUCUCGUAUCAGUGAAUUUAUAAGGAAACAUACAAUUUGUAAUAUAUGUGAUAUGAAUCAUAUCUGUCUUAGUAUGUAUAUGAAGAUAAUUAAACAAAAUAAAAAUAUAAAGGUGAAAUUUGAAGAUCGUAAUUUUUGACUGUAUGUAUGUGUCAUUUUUAAUGUUCCAAUGAAUUGUUUAACAAAUUCCGAUAAGACAAUAAAUUAGAAUCAUUGAGUGUAAUUGUUGUCAUUUUAGAUAAUACGAAUUCGAUAAAAACAUUAAGGAGUUCAGGUUGUUACUUAUUAAUGAUUAGCUGCCAUGGCACUGCUAAUUGUAUUCCAUCCCUCCUAUUAAUAUUGUUUGGAUUAGCCCAAAUGUAUAGGGCUUCAGCUGUUUGUCUCUCCUUGUAAGAAUUAAAAGCUUUUUGAAGGAUUCUUGUGCCAUCGAAAUCAAUUGUAUGACCUGAUUCUAUUUAUUUUGUUUAGAAAAAAAAUAAUUAUUUUGUUGUUGAAAUAUUACUUUUUAUCAUUAAGCCUACGGCAACAUUUUAUUACAAACAAUUGAAAUUCUCCCAAUAUGAAUGGGAACUAAACAUAACUCGAUAGAAUAAACGCUGGCACACAACGCUCCAAAAAUUUCGCCCGGUACCUUCAGUAUCGAACACUUAAUCUCUGAACCACAAAAACCUAGGUAAAUUGAGCUCAGCUUAGGAUCAAGACAUGUUUGGUCUAAUUAUACUUAGUGUGUUCCUUCAUGGCUUUAUUUUUCUAAAUAGCAUCACAGUACAAAUUUCAUUAGAAUUUGCAGCGUAUUCUCGAUUUUAGGUCGUCAUUUUUGUCCGUUUUACUUCACAUUUCUGAAACUUUUUUUUUAAAGUUGUAGGUAAUCAUUCGAUACGGUCACUUGAAGGCCAUCCUUUCAAAGUACUUUUGUCGGUACAAUAAUGUAAUUAAUCAAUAAUUGAAAUCCGUAAUAACAUAGAUUUUGUUUAUCUCGUUUCUCACAGACAGAUAUAACAUUCUAUUCAGGUAGGAAAUUUAAACUCAUGAAAAUGUUAUGACGAUGAAAUAUAUCGCACCACUCGAAGAUUAAGUGCCUGCCACAGGCAUUCUCGAAGAGAAUCAUUGUACUGUAGACUACUAGAUGUAAAAAUACCUAUAAAUACGAUUGUACAGCUUCAGACACUGAAAAGUUUCUUUGCUAAAACGUCAUCAUUCUUUUAAAUGAAUAAUUAUACUGUAUGGGAUGAAUAUCCAGGUACAACGCUGCCAGCACUCAUAUCUACUAUAUUGGUUGUCAUCAUAUUACGAAAUUAUAGGAGAUAAACGAAAAUGAGUCAAGAAUCAUCUUGGAUCUCAUUCAAACGUUCAAUAGACUUAUCAUUUUUUGACUCUCUGGGUACAUGUUAUAGAUUCUUCUUGAUUUUACAACCAUCUUCACUUCGUGAGAAAAAAACUAUAUUUUGAAGUUGCCUGUCAGAUAGGAGUAACUACCUAGAAAUUUCAUUAACAUAUUGAAAUUCCUUCUCGAAACUCUUUAGAAAGCAAGGGUACCUAUGUUUACCUCUUUCUGUGUUUGCAAACUAGCAAUGAGAUUAGACAGAAUGUAGUGACUCCAGCGUUUAUCUUAGUUUUUCUGCUGAUAUCACAUACCACAAGGUGGGGGUAAUGUAGUUAUGUCACUCAGAGUAGGGUAUAUCGAUUUCUGGUCACAACUGUUUUACUUUUUGAUAACAUCGAGUUGCGCAAACCCAUCUAUCGGUAUUCGGAGAGCGAGAACUAUAUUUGAUUAUGUUAAUCUAGACUAUAUUUGACUCUGAUAGUCCCAUCAUAAAAUGUGAGGUAUACAACUCAGUGUGAAUUCUGAGGAUCUUUGAGCGGGAGAUGUUUGAUGGGUCUAUAUGUGCAAUCUAUAUUGUUUGUUUGACUUUCCAUUCCGUGACAUCGUAAAAUUAAUACUGUCUUAGUUAUAUAUAUUUAGGAACACCGUGAACCAUUAUACUCUCAGCGAUGCCAUCGUGAGAUGUUGGUUUCUUUAGAUUAAAAACGUUAUACGCAUGAUAUUUCGACUGUUGUCAUACAAAGUAUCUUUUAACCACAAAUUGUGAUAAAAAAACGUAAAGUUAGUCAGUUUAUGAAACGGUGCUUUAUGGUCUUCGCUUGACUUGUCACACAACUCCUUAAACAGUGUUACAAGUGAGUGUCUUUUGACUUCAGAAUACAGUCACAUAAAUUAAACCGUCCGAUUGAUAAUCAAACAUCGAUAAUACAAGUUAAACAAGUGAAAUCAGUAGAACGAGAAAAAUGAUUUUACAGUAUAAAUUAGUUUUUUUUUUAUGUAUAACGCAGUUAGAUAUAUUUUCAAUCCUUCACCAAUCACAUGUCACUUUAACUGAACAUAUCAGAUAGGUUUUCAGUCUAGUGUUUAUGCAACUCAUUGACCCUUGUAUAUUCUUGUAAGAUUCUGUUAUAUAUUUUUGUUUUGUACUGUAAGAUAUUCUUUUUUUUUUAGAGAAAUGAAGACUUGCUUUAUUGAUUUGUGUCUCCUAGCAUUAUUACUAUAUUAUUAUUAUCAUUAUUAUUAUUAAUGAGUGAAGUUUUGUGUUUUUUAUUAUAUCCGACAAAGUAAUGUAUAUUCUCUAUUAGAAAAGUAAUUCUUUAAAAUUGUCGAUAAUCUAAGCAUUCUAGAAUGUAUGUGUAAUUAGUUCUUAUAAUUUAUCAUUUCUUUUAUAAAAUUCAUAUUUUACAUUUACCCUUUUAAAUUAAAUGGUACGCACCAUUUUAUAAUUUGAACAAAUGAAUAUCCACUCGUGAACUACUUUUGUCGUUUUUAUUAUUGUUUAUAUGGAUAUCGUAUAAUGUGUGUAAUACAUUCUAAAACAAAUAAGAUAUGGCCAAAUUUAAAUCAAUAUUGUGUAUUUAUGGAAUGAAAUAUUCUGUUGACUGGUGUCAGUUUGCAAAAAAUAUUACCAUUUAUGAUUUAAAAGAAAUCUACACGUAACCGUAUAUUUUACAAAUUGUAGUUAUCAUUGCUUAAAUCGAUUUGUAACAGUUCUGUUUAGUGGACAGUAGCAGAAGCCUAAUGAUCGGAACAUUCUGUCAUUGUAAACACUGAGUCGCACUAUUUCAAACCUCUAAUUCUUCUACUUUAGUAUCAGGAUUCUGUUAGUAUCGACAGAUCCAAAAUAAAGAUUGUGGAGUAAAAUCGAAUCUAUGAACCUACUUCUGUCUAACUGCACAACAUUGUAUACGUUUCUCGUACAAGACAAUUGUAUUGUGAAUUAUGUUCGUCAUUAUCAUUUCAGAAUUACUUGAAUCAAGUUUUAAAACAGUCAAUUAACAAACAGAAUUGAAAAUCUUUGGAUAAUUUUUAUUAGUUCUUUCCACACCUGUUUAAUCCAAAAGCAAUUAUAGUCAGUUCAUCUGCUUACUAGUUUUGUAGCAUAGCAGACUGUAAAAUUUUUGAAGAACAAAGAAAGUUGUUUUUAUGUAUUUUGGAAAAUAUUCAUAAGGCUUUAGCCGAGAAAUCAUCCAAUCAAGCUAUUUUGGAUAUAGUAAAUCUGAUAAAAGAAGAGUGCUCUGUGGAAAAAAACAGCGUGAACCUGUACGCAAUCGCAUAUAUCCCUUCUGAAAGUUGAAACGACAUUCAUUUGUAAUCAUAUUCUUCAAUGUAUAUUUCUAACUCCU
Schistosoma rodhaini is the source of this 7615-nucleotide messenger RNA. NCBI's taxonomy places the organism in Eukaryota, Metazoa, Platyhelminthes, Trematoda, Strigeidida, Schistosomatidae. The record is from the annotation of a GenBank genome assembly.